AUGCGCACGUUUGAAUGGGCGGUGCUUGGGUUGGGGGUUGUCCUGGGGGCGGAUGCUUUGACGCCCGAGCAGUUGAUUGCAGCCCCACGGCGCAGUGAGGCUGUCCCCAAUCCAUCCGGGGAAGUGGCAUUGUUCUCAUCCUCAGAGUACUCAUGGGAAUCCCAUGAGACCUCAUCAAGCUGGAACUUGAUCGAUCUGGAUAGUGGCAAGAUUACGCUGCUGACGAACGACACCAAUGUCUCCGAGCUGAUCUGGCUGGGCUCCGAUGAUUCGGGCUUGCUGUAUAUCAACGGCACCAAUGCUGAUAUCCCCGGUGGCGUCGAGCUUUGGGUUUCCAAUACAGCUAGCUUCGACAAGCUUCGAUACAAGGCAGCCUCACUUCCAGCUUCGUUCUCUGGUCUCAAGACCGCAAUCACUAAGGGCGGCGAUGUCAACUUUGUAUUGUAUGCUCAAUCCUAUAGCAAUGGGACAGCGUAUAAUGAGGAGCUAGCAAGUAAGCCGCUAAGCAGUGCGCGAAUCUACGACAGCAUCUAUGUGCGGCAUUGGGAUACCUGGCUCUCGACAACAUUCAAUGCUGUCUUCUCAGGCACCCUCAAAAGGAAGAAAGGAGGACAAGGGGCCAAUUCGCGUUACUCCUCUGAGGACUCACUGAAGAACCUCCUGGCUGGUGUCAAGAACUUGGAAUCACCCUACCCUCCUUUCGGCGGCUCAUCUGACUACGACAUUUCCGGAGAUGGAAAAUGGGUUGCUUUCAAGAGUAAAGCACCCGAGCUACCAAGGGCCAACAAUACUGCAUCGUACAUCUACCUCGUUCCGCACGACGGGUCCAAGAAGCCCGUGGCGAUCAACGGCCCGGAUAGUCCAGGAACCCCCGACGGCGUUGAGGGUGACUCGAGCAGCCCAUCCUUCUCGCCGGAUAGCCGACGCAUUGCCUACUUCCAGAUGGAGGACAUUUCCUACGAGUCUGAUCGCCGCACGCUCUACAUUUAUACAAUUGGCUCCGAGAAGACCAUCCCAGCCCUUGCUAAAAACUGGGAUCGGUCCCCGGAUACAGUCAAGUGGACAGCGGAUGGCAAGAGCCUGAUACUGAACACUGAGGACCAUGCGCAUGGGCGGCUAUUCUUCCUACCUGCCGAUGGCGGUAAUGAUUACAAGCCUUGCAAUUUCACCAGCACUGGCUCUGUAAACAGUUAUUACAAUCUACCCAAUGGUGACCUCCUGGUAACCGGUUCGGCUAUCUGGACAAGCUGGACUGUUUACACCGCAAACCCAGAGAAAGGGGUCAUCUCCACAUUGAUCUCUGCCAAUGAAGUUGAUCCCGGUCUUCAAGGACUGAGCUCCUCCGACCUGGAUGAAUUUUAUUUCCAAGGAAACUGGACGAAGAUUCACUCUUGGAUCAUCUACCCUGCCGGCUUUGACAAGUCUAAGACCUAUCCGCUGGUUUUCUAUGUUCACGGUGGACCUCAGGGCUCAUGGGCCGAUUCUUGGAGUACUCGCUGGAAUCCGAAGGUUUGGGCCGAUCAGGGCUACGUGGUGAUUGCGCCCAACCCGACGGGCAGCACUGGCUUUGGAGACAAGCUCACAGAUGCGAUCACAAACAACUGGGGUAUUUGCUGGGAGUACGUCAGGGACAACUUUGACUUCGUUGAUACAGAGAACGGCGUUGCUGCCGGCGCAAGUUAUGGAGGCUUCAUGAUGAAUUGGAUCCAGGGCAACCCACUGGGACGGAAGUUCAAGGCACUGGUCUCCCACGACGGAACCUUUGUGGCCGAUGCCAAGAUCUCGACUGAAGAGCUUUGGUUUAUUGAGCAUGAUUUCAACGGCACCUUUUGGGCCAACCGAGACAACUACCGCCGCUGGGACCCGUCCGCACCGGAGCGUAUUCUGCAGUUCGACACGCCCAUGCUGAUUAUUCACAGUGACAAGGACUACCGGCUGCCCGUGUCUGACGGCCUAGGCUUGUUCAAUGUGCUGCAGGAGCGUGGCGUCCCUAGUCGGCUGCUCAACUUUCCCGAUGAGAACCACUGGGUCACAAGUAAGGAGAACAGCCUGGUCUGGCAUCAGCAAGUCCUUGGCUGGAUCAACAAGUACUCUGGCGUUGGAGCUAGGAAUCCUAAUGCCGUCAGUCUGGACGAUACAGCUAUUCCCGUGGUAGACUACAAUCCUUAA
Penicillium canariense is the source of this 2169-nucleotide messenger RNA. It is a transcript of the gene dppV, whose product is annotated as dipeptidyl peptidase DppV. The record is from RefSeq and is a predicted model, not a curated record. Gene Ontology annotation, molecular function: serine-type endopeptidase activity. The transcript is spliced from 8 exons. Bases 1 to 2169 code for a protein of 722 amino acids. Gene Ontology annotation, biological process: proteolysis. Lineage: Eukaryota; Fungi; Ascomycota; Eurotiomycetes; Eurotiales; Aspergillaceae.